GUCUGUCCCAGAAACAGGCCGAGCACUUUUCCUUGUGUCCGCCACCGCCCGUCUCCUCCGUCACUCAGUGAAACACUGGAGAGGAGCUGAGGAGGUGUCUACAAGUGUCUGCUCCUCUCUCCACGGAUUCCCCUGCGUGUGUCCUGCGAGAAGACCCGCUUCCGACCUGCAGACGCGUCAGUCUGGCACUGUGACUUUCAUCCAGCAUGGGGGACGUCAUUUCCAGUCACCUGGAUGAGGCCAAGCGGGAGAUUAUCUCAGCUCGGACUGGGGCGGUUAUAGGGGACUUCGGGCGUCUGUACGAGCAGCAGUAUGGAGUAGCUCUCUUCAACAAAGUUCGUUUUGACAUAGAAGGAGGAGGUGGCCCGCAACCCCAGCUGUUGCAUCGCAAGAUUCCUCUGGAGAACAAGUCCAUCUUCUCUGGCUCACUCUUUCAGUACCUGGAGGAGAACAAGAAAUGGAGGAACCGCUUCUUCUUCAUCCCGGACUCCUAUAACAUCAACUUCUAUGACAACAAAGUGUCCCAUGACAGAGGUCUCACUCCCAAAGGAACCAUCAACUGUGCUGGCUACAAAGUGCUGACAUCCAUGGAGCAGUACCUGGACCUGAUCAGCAACAGCCUGCCUGAUGUGAAAGCCAAGGUGGGAAGUUCUCCAUUCCUAAAGUGUGCCAGUCAGUUCCCGCUGAUCCUCUGGCAACCUUAUGGACGUCACUACUACUUCUGUGUGGGGACAGAGAAAGAGCAACAGAAGUGGCAAGCUGUCCUACAGGACUGUGUCCGUCAUGCCAAUGAUGGUUUGUCAGAGGAGAAAAAAGUCCAAACACCUGCUUUUACUGAUGCAGUACGCCACUACCGCCAAGCUCAAGGGCACUAUGGCACCUGGGAAAUGAUGUGUGGUGUACCAUCACAGAUCCUGUCUAACCUGGUGAUGGAGAAUCUCCUUCCUGAGCUGAGGGAGCUCAUCUCCCCCCGCCUGAAGGGCAAACUGCAUGAGAGGCAGAGGAACUGGAUGCUGAUCAGUGAUGCAGUGUACAGCCUGGUGCAGGGCCAGUGUCAAACCCAGUAUGAUGCAAUGGUGCAGAAGUGUGAGGCAGCCCGUUCCUCUCUGGAGGCUUCCAUACGAAAAGACAUGGACCAGAUCAUCACAUCCAAGGAGCACGUCACCAACAAGAUCAAGGCCGCGGUUCUCCCCAAAUCUGAGAAGCUGUUGAAGGUGAGCAUCCAGCCCUACAUCAGCUCCAUCCUGGAUGCCCUGAUGGAGCCAACAAGCCGAGGCUUCUCAGAGGUCCGCGACGUCUUCUUCAGCGAACUGGUGGACAUGAGCAAGAACACCCUCAAUGAGGGCACCAAGGAGACCAUGGCACAGCACAUGGAGAAGAUCUCCAUGCUGGCCUUCCAUCCAGUGAAGAUGAACAGCUGCUAUGAGAAGGUGGAGCACCUGAGCUUGGAUGGUCUGCAGCAGAGGUUUGACGUGUCCAGCCCCUCAGUGUUUGUCCAGAGAGCCCAGAUCCUCAUGAGAGAGCAAAUGGACGAUGCUGUUUAUACGUUUGAACAGAUCCUUCACCAGAGUCUGGAGUCUCAGGGCACAGAGGAGCUCUGUAAGACCAUCCAGCGCUGCCAGGACAGAGUCAUCAAGAAGUUUGACUAUGACAGCAGCACGGUGAGGAAGCGUUUCUUCCGCGAGGCUCUCCUCCAGAUCUUCAUUCCCUACAUGCUGAAGCAGCUCGGCCCCUCCUGUGGCUCGGAGCUGCCGCGCUUCCAGGAGCUGAUCUUUGAGGAUUUUUCCCGUUUCAUCCUGGUGGAGAACAUCUUUGAGGAGGUGGUGCUGCUCUCGGUCAUGAAGGACAUCAUGAUGGCUGUGAAGGAGGCGGCGGUCCAGAGGAGACACAACCUUUACAGGGACAGCAUUGUCAUCAGCAACAGCGACCCCAGUCUGCACCUGCUGGGAGAGAACCCCUCCAUCGACUGGGCCAAGGAGCACGGGGGAGUUCAGGGCGAGGCGGAUGCAGCAGAGGAGGACGCUGAGGGCCACUGUGAGAGUGAAGGUGGGGAGCCCCAGAAGACGAGGAGGAUGAAGCAGGUUGUGUCCAUGAUCCAGGUGGAAGAGUCCUCAGGCAUGCACAACGAGUCGUGCAUUGAGGUGCCCGGCAAGGAAGACAUCCCAGAGGGAGAUGAGGAGGAGGUGGUGGAGAAGGAGGAAGAUAGGGAGGAAAACUCGGACUGUAAAGCUUCUCCUGACCAGAUUAAAUCCGCAAGUCGGAAAGCUUCAGAAAACCCUCCGACCUUGUCUAAUGGAUCUGCUCUGAAGGAGGAGGAAGCCAAACUAGAGGAGCAGGUUAAACAAAUCCCUUGCAUGGUUGAAUCUGCUACCGAAAGUGUUUCGGCCUCAGAGGAGAAGGAGGCGGGAGAGGCCAGUCAGCCGGAGCUGGAUGAACUACCACCCUCCAACCAGGAAGUGUCAGAGGAGACAUUGCCCCCGGCACCUUCUCUCAAUGAAAUCUCAUCAGGGGCUACAGAAACAACCCCACCAGAGGUGGCCGCUGACUUUCCCCCACCUCUGCAUGAUGACAGCGGUCUCCAGUCUCCCACUAGUGAUGGGGCAGCGGCAGAAGAGGCAGUGGCCUCGCCGCCAGAAGAGGAGCAUGCCGGGGAGCAUCCAGAGGAGCAGGCAGGGGAGCAGGCAGAGGGGCAGGCAGAGGGGCAGGCAGAGGGGCAGGCAGAGGGGCAGGCAGUAGGGCAGACUGACUUUCCCCCACCUCCGCAUGAUGACAGCGGUUUCCAGUCUCCCACUAGUGAUGGGGCAGCGGCAAAAGAGGCAGUGGCCUCGCCGCCAACAGCGGAGCAUGCCGGGGAGCAGCCAGAGGAGCAGGCAGGGGAGCAGGCAGGGGAGGGCAAGGCAAAUAAGCAGGCAGAGGUGCAGCCAGAGGAGCAGGCAGGGAAGCAGCCAGAGGAGCAGGCAGAGGAGCAGGCAGGUAAGCAGGCAGAGGAGACGAGCACCGCUGCCCCACCAGAAGCCAAAACCAAUGACUUUGAGAACAAAGAGCAGUGA
This is a messenger RNA of Limanda limanda (common dab), 3050 nucleotides long. It is a transcript of the gene niban2b, whose product is annotated as niban apoptosis regulator 2b. NCBI's taxonomy places the organism in Eukaryota, Metazoa, Chordata, Actinopteri, Pleuronectiformes, Pleuronectidae. The transcript has 14 exons. The record is from RefSeq and is a predicted model, not a curated record. The coding region runs from base 207 to 3050 and encodes 947 amino acids.